Molecule: messenger RNA, 3863 nt
Organism: Cyclopterus lumpus (lumpfish)
Lineage: Eukaryota; Metazoa; Chordata; Actinopteri; Perciformes; Cyclopteridae
Product: semaphorin-4A-like
Exons: 14
Coding region: 490-2790 (766 amino acids)
Biological process (GO): axon guidance; positive regulation of cell migration; negative regulation of axon extension involved in axon guidance
Molecular function (GO): chemorepellent activity; semaphorin receptor binding
Source: RefSeq, a predicted model, not a curated record
AGUUGUGGUGAGUCCUGCUGAUUGUUCCUUCAGUCAGACUGUCAGUGCAGAGAGUCGGUACGGCCAACGGACCGGAGGAACACGUCUUUAUCCCUCCGUCAGCUGCUCCUCCAUCAGCUCCUCCAUCAGCUCCUCCUUCAGCUCCUCCAUCAGCUCCUCCAUCAGCUCCUCCUUCAGCUCCUCCAUCAGCUCCUCCUUCAGCUCCUCGUCAGCUCCUCCAUCAGCUCCUCCAUCAGCUCCUCCUUCAGCUCCUCCAUCAGCUCCUCCUUCAGCUCCUCCUUCAGCUCCUCCAUCAGCUCCUCCAUCAGUUCCUCCAUCAGCUCCUCCUUCAGCUCCUCCAUCAGCUCCUCCUUCAGCUCCUCCUUCAGCUCCUCCAUCAGCUCCUCCAUCAGUUCCUCCAUCAGCUCCUCCUUCAGCUCCUCCUUCAGCUCCUCCUUCAGCUCCUCCUUCAGCUCCUCCGUCAGUUGCUCCGUCAGCUGCUCCUCCGUCAUGGCUCCAUCCGUACUCCUCCUCCUCGGCCUGCUGAGCUCCUCCGGCUCGCUGCCUCCUCCACGCACCUCCUUCCUCCUCAACUCUCCCAACAGACCCCUGGUCCUCUUCAGCCCCCCCGACCUCCACAACACCACCACCCUGCUGCUCAGCACCGACGGGUCCACCCUGUACGUGGGGGCGCGGGACGCCGUGCUCUCAUUGGACGUCAGUCAGAGUGAUGUCAUCAGGCUGAAGAAGAAGGUGGAGUGGCGUCCAUCCCAGAGUGAGAUAAACAGCUGUCAGAGUAAAGGAAAAAAUGCAGCGGUCGACUGUCCCAACUUUGUGAACGUGGUGCAGAUGAUGAACUCCACCCAUCUCUACGUCUGUGGCAGCUUCGCCUACAGCCCCAAAGAUGCCUUCAUCGACGCAGAAAGCUUCCGGAUGGAGCGGAGUGCCGAGGCCAAAGAUAAAGCUCGCUGCCCGCACAGCCCGGUCCAGAAGAGCACGGCCAUCAGCGUCGACGGCGAGCUGUUCACCGCCACGACCACCGACUUCAGGGGAGUCAAACCUCAGAUCUCUCGACACUUCAGCAAAGAUGGCCGCCAGGACGUCAGCCAGGACUCGUCUGUCCGCCUGCUGGAGGAGCCGAUGUUUGUGGGCUCGUCAUCCGACCCGUCGGAGAGGAAGCUCUACUUCUUCUUUACUGAAGUCGGGAAAGAGUUCAGCUUCAUGGACGAGGUGCAGAUCGCUAGAGUGGCCCAAGUCUGCAAGGACGACGUGGGUGGCCAGAGGACUCUGCAGAACAAGUGGACCUCCUUCUCCAAAGCCCCUCUGCUCUGCCAGGUCCCCAAACAGCUUCCCUUCAACGUCGUCCAGGACGUGUUCACCCUCCGGCCACCAGAGGGCGGCAAAGCCUCUGAGAUGCUGUUCUACGGCGUCUUCACGUCUCAAUGGUCCUCGGGUCCAGGGUCUGCCGUGUGCGUCUUCAAGCUGCAGGACGUCAGGGCAGCGUUCUCCGGGAGCUACAGGACCUUCGACAUGGAGACCCACCAGUUGAGUUCCUUACUGGGAAAGGCCUCCAACCUGGGACAGUGCGGACUGGACAGCGCUUCAGAUUUAGAGCUCGCUCAGGUGAAGAAGAGCUUCCUGACCAGCGGCAGCGUCAGAGGUGAUCCGAUCGUCGUGUCUUCGGGGCACCAGUACAGUCAGGUGGCAGCGAUGAGGACGCAGGCGGCCAGUGGAAACCAGUACACCGUCCUGUUCCUUCUGACUGAGUCUGGACUGCUCCACAAAGUGGCUUUGUUGGAUCGGGGUGCGCAGGUCGUUGAGGAGAUUCAGGUGUUCACACAACCACAGCUGGUCAAAAGCAUGGUCCUCUCCUCCUCCAAGGGAGUCCUCUACGUGGGGACAUCGGAGGGCGUGACCGCUGUACCUGUGGCCAGGUGCUCCAUCUACAGAAGCUGCAGCCAGUGUGUUCUGGCCAGAGAUCCUCUGUGUGGAUGGAGCCGGACCAGCAGCGCCUGCACCAGCGUGGACGCCCGUCACCAGAACAUGGCUCAAGACCUGAAGGAUGGAAAUGUGGGAGAACAAUGUUGGGGAGAAACCACAACCCCACUGGUCAAAGAAGUCAACGUUCUCUUGAACGAAGCAGUGAGGCUUCGGUGUCUGAAACCUUCCAACCUGGCAACUCUGACUUGGACCUCCUCCCGAUUCAAAAGCCUGCCGGAGAAGGUCUUCAUCCUGUCGGUUGACGGCGGCCUGAGCUUCCUCGCCGCCGCCGCCACAUUCGGGAGCUACCGCUGCGAGGCGGAGGAAGGCGGGUACAAGGAAGUAGUCGCGAGCUACGACGUCCAGCAGGUCGCCUCCCCGCGCGCCUUCAGCCCCGUUGCAAAGGAAACCUACGAGGAACUGGUGGCUGCCACGAUGCAACCAACAGGAGACCCAGAGGAAGAACUUCAAUUCACGACCGAUGUAGAACACAAGACUGACCCUGGACUGAAAAACGACCUUCAGGAUGAUGACCCGGGCAUCACCCCGAACCCCGGACGAGACGCCCGGUCCGGGAAGGAGACGCUUGAGGAAACUCGCGUUGAGGAGAAGAGUUUCUACGGCGAGCUGGUCGCCGUGUCCUUGCUCCUGGCCAUCUGCGUCCUGGCCCUGACACUCGGAGGCCUCCACGCGUGGCGCCAAAGGAAAGCCGGCCUCAAAAUGAGUCGCCUGGUCGGCUCGGAAAGCGCCGGCAAAAAUGGCGCGAUGGAGAGCAUUCCCUCCCUGAGCGGCCCGGAGGACGGCGGUCCCGAGUGCAAGGCGGCGGAGUGACGAUGCCAGAUAUAGACCUGUUAUUGAGUCACAGUGGUUAACGUCUGAUGUCAGGAAGGUACUCAGCAGGAAGGGACUCAGCAGGAAGGUACUCAGCAGGAAGGGACUCAGCAGGAAGGGACUCAGCAGGAAGGUACUCAGCAGGAAGGGACUCAGCAGGAAGGGACUCAGCAGGAAGGUACUCAGCAGGAAGGGACUCAGCAGGAAGAUACUCAGCAGGAAGGUACUCAGCAGGAAGGUACUCAGCAGGAAGGGACUCAGCAGGAAGGUACUCAGCAGGAAGGGACUCAGCAGGAAGGUACUCAGCAGGAAGGGACUCAGCAGGAAGGUACUCAGCAGGAAGGGACUCAGCAGGAAGGUACUCAGCAGGACAGAUCAAAGAGUUAAAGAUAUACAACUUGUACACCAGGCUCACGACCGGUUCCUCUCCGGGUUCCCAACUGACUGCGAUUAGGAGUCACAACUUCAAUGUAAAAACAUAUUUAUUUCUACAUUCAGAUCCAGUUUUGAGUUUGUAGUCGUUUUGAGUGUCUUUGAAGUUGUUUCGAGUCUCUUUGAAGUUGGUUUGAGUGUGUUUGAAGUUGUUUUGAGUCUGUUUGAAGUUGUUUUGAGUGUCUUUGAAGUUGUUUUGAGUGUCUUUGAAGUUGUUUUUGUAAUUGUUUUGAGUUUCUUUGUGGUCACCAAUCAGAUUCCUUGCUUGUUUAAUCACUGGUUUAAUGAGAACUGGUUUAAUGAGGACUGGUUUAAUGAGAACUGGUUUAAUGAGGACUGGUUUAAUGAGGACUGGUUUAAUGAGGACUGGUUUAAUGAGGACUGGAAUGUGUACGUUAUGUUUAAUGGUCAAACACAUGUUGAAUUAGUUAGACCGAUUGAAUAUUGAACCUGUCUUUGGUUGAUAUAUGUUUUAUAUUUUAUAAACUCAUCGUGUCAAUGAAUGUAAACGAGAUGUGAAACCUGCUCUGAGUGUAAGAAGUUAGAACCUUUUUAUAAUUUAUUCAUCAGAUCUAAGAUUCUUUUCUGUUUAAUUGUGUUCAUUAAACUCUUGUGUCUCAAAUUAAAACAUGUUGAAUAUU